CACAUCUUACCAUGGUCACACACAAACUAUUAUGGGAAACAUACCCACCCACUUUAUGGCAAAAAAAUGUUAAGAGACAAGAGAAGCGUGUGAUUCACUCGCUUAAAAAGAGAGUAACCAUUUGAUUUUCAAAAGGUCACAAAAACUUAACCAUAACAUUAACCAUAGUUUAGAAAAGGAAACCUUAAUUUCUCUCUCUAUUUUUUCCUCUGUUUCUGUCUUCUCAGCUGUGUGCGUGUGUUGCUGCAUUGGUUUUCUGCAAACUCUGCAAAGCUUUCGCCGCCUUCCGCGUCUAUUUGGGUCUUAAAGUUUGGAUUUUUCGCUUUCUUCGAGCUUAUAAGGUUGCUUUUUUGAUAGAAUUGGGAAUGGUUAAUCAUCACUCCCACUCAAACAUUGGAAUAGGAAUAAAAAAAGCUUGUUAUUGUGAAUGAGGUUAAGUUUUCAUCAAAUUUUGAAACUUUUUGAGUACCCAGUUGAGAAAAGAUAAUUGGGUUUUCCUUGAUCUCAACUGGGAUUUUGGAUUUUGGAUUUUGGAUUUUGUCACUGCCGACUUAAAUGCUGUUUAGGGAAAGAAAUUAAGAUUAAAAAAUUAAGAUCGGUUUAAAGUCACUUACUUUAUACUUGACAAGGUGUUUCUGCUUUGUCUUCAAACUUCAUUUGGAUUCCAAAGGUUGCUCAGUUUUUGCAGAAGAAUAUGUUGGAAGCAAUGUUAAGAUUAAGAGCUUUGGUUUUCUGAUUUGAGGUUUUUUUUUGUUGUCUGAGUUGAGUUUUGGUUCUGUUGAUUGAUCCUUUGAUUCAUUCAUCAUCAUGCCUCUUUAUGAGUUAUACCGUUUGGCUAGAGAGAAGCUUGGGAAUGAGAGUAACACCACAAGUGUAGCUGAUCAACCUUCCUCACCUGAGAAUGAUUUUUUUGAGCUGGUUUGGGAGAGUGGUCAGAUUUCGAGCCAAGGUCAAUCGAGUCGAGGUAGAAAGAGUAGUCCACCUUGCAGGAGUUUGCCAUCUCACUGCUUACCCUCACAUAGUCCGAGAGGUCGAGAGAAAGACGUUGGAGGAGGAUACGGUAGCAAUCAAAAGAUAGGAAAGUUUGGUGAUUUAGAGUCUGGUUUGAAUGAGAUUCCGAUAUCAGUGCCAUCUCGCGAAGUAGAUGAAAUGAUGCCUUGGUUGGAUUAUUCGAUGGAUGGUUCUUUGCCAACUGAAUAUGGUUCUGAUUUCUUAAAUGAACUACAUAACGACAUCCCUGCAUCGAAUAGUUUUACUUUAUUCGAUAAAAGGAGUAAUGGAAAUCAGGUGUUUAGGGACUCGAAUAAAAAUUCUGCAGAACCGAUGAAUGUUUCGAAGGGUUCUUCAGCUGAACAGGUUGAGACUGCGAGAAAUAAAGCUAGCACCAAUCAGUUAUAUCCGCCAUCGUCGAAUCAAUGUCAAACAUCAUUUGUACCUGUUAGAUCUAGGGAAUCGGAUAUACAUGAAAACAAUAAUGCAAGUAAUGGUAACCAGGAUGUGCCUUACGGUGUUCCAUCUUCCUCAAGUGAUUUUUCUAGCUUAAAGGCGCAGAAGCAAGAUCCUAAAAUGCCCGGCAAUGGUUCCAAUGUAGUGAAUUUUUCCCAUUUUGCAAGGCCCGCUGCUAUUGUGAGAGCUAAUCUCCAGAACAUUGGGCUGAAGUCUGGUUUGAUUUCACCUUCAGCAAGAUCGGAUAGUAUUGGAAUUAAGAAUAGAGGUGAAGCUUCAACUAGCAGCAACCCUCCUGAAUCAGCUCUUGUUAAUUCGAGCGGCGAGUGUUCAAAGGAACCAGAGAUUCGGUGUCAGAAGGCGGUGGUGCAAUCCAAGGCUGAUUUGAAACCUUUGCAGACGAAAUCUCUUGAAACGAAUGUUGUGGCUUCUAAACAAUCUGAGCCUGUUUGCAAAGAGAGUGGAAUUAAAAAAGAUCAACCUUCCAAUCAAGUUCUUGGCGACGGUGGCACUAAAGUACAAACAGCUGCGGAAAAAGGUAUAGAGACGGCAAUAGCAUCUUCUUCUAUUUGCUCUGGCAACGGUGCAGACAGAGGCUCGGAUGAUCCAAAUCGAGAUUUAAAACGGAAAAAUAGAGACACUGAUGACUCUGAAUGCCAUAGUGAAGAUGUUGAGGAGGAAUCACUGGGUGUUAAGAAGGGGGCUUCCGGACGAGGAGUUGCAGGUUCCAAAAGAAGCCGUGCUGCUGAAGUGCAUAAUCUAUCUGAAAGGAGACGAAGAGACAGAAUAAAUGAGAAGAUGCGUGCAUUACAAGAACUCAUACCUAACUGCAAUAAGGUGGAUAAAGCUUCAAUGCUUGAUGAGGCAAUCGAGUAUCUAAAAACACUUCAGCUCCAAGUUCAAAUGAUGUCAAUGGGUGCUGGUUUAUAUAUGCCUCAAAUGAUGUUACCUGCUGGAAUGCAGCACAUGCAUGCACCACACAUGGCUGCAUUUUCGCCUAUGAGCAUUGGCAUGCAUAUGGGGUUAGGUAUGGGCUAUGGAAUGGGAAUACCUGACAUGAACGGUGGACCUUCUAGAUUUCCAAUGAUGCCUCAGAUGCAAGGAACUCAUAUCCCUAUGUCUGGACCUUCUGCUAUACAUGGGAUGGCCAGAUCGAAUCCUCAAGGGUUUGGGCUUCCAGGUCAGGGAAUUUCCUUGCCGAUGCCGCGAGCUCCUGUAUUUCCUUUUUCAGGAGGGCCUGUUUUGAACUCAUCAGCUCCUGGACCAUCUGCGUAUGGAUCCACCGGACUUGUUGAAACCGCGAAUCCGGCUUCAGUGUCGGGCUCAAAAGAUCCAAUGCGGAAUGUGGACUCUCAAAUUAAACAAAGCGCAUGUGGCCGCGACCCUACAAACCAGAUUCCUAAUCAGUCGGCUUUGGCGCAUAAUGGUGGUCAUCCCUUGGUGGCCGAUGACAGUAGAGCUGCUAAUCCUGGAAAAUAACACUUUGUGAUUGGUUAUGUUUGAUACUACGCUCUGAUCGUGGCUAGUAGAAGAAUCAGGUUUUUCGAAAUGUGAGUCCAAAAUCUCUUGUAUCUCAUCUUUGCAAGUUCAAUCCAGAUUACUACAGAGGAUGUUUGGGAGUCAUUGAGGUUGAUCCGUCAAAAUAGUGAUGGGAAUUCUAGUUUCCGGGAUUUGAAAAUUGCACAAAUUUUGGUAUCUUGUGAUUCGCCACUCAUUUGUACAUCCACAACCUGUCCAAUCUAAUGGCAUAGUUUUUUUAUAUAUCUUACUUAACAUUAUGCAUUCAAAUGCUUGAUUCAGAUCUUUCAUAGUGA
This is a messenger RNA of Vicia villosa (hairy vetch), 3260 nucleotides long. Its product is annotated as transcription factor PIF3-like. The coding region runs from base 808 to 2925 and encodes 705 amino acids. The transcript is spliced from 9 exons. Gene Ontology annotation, biological process: regulation of DNA-templated transcription. Gene Ontology annotation, molecular function: DNA-binding transcription factor activity; protein dimerization activity. The record is from RefSeq and is a predicted model, not a curated record. Lineage: Eukaryota; Viridiplantae; Streptophyta; Magnoliopsida; Fabales; Fabaceae.